AUGGAAUUUGAUGAACGUAAUGAAGAAGCUUCGUGGCGCCAGGUUUCUCGCUCGGGAACGGGACCCAAUGACCUAGAAGGCUUACAAUUCGUGGGAUCUCAUCUCCAGAUUCCGGACUCUCUUGUUGAUUACACAAUUGCACCUGUGAUGAUUAUGGAAUCAGAAGCGUCUCCUGAAGCGCUUCGUGUUCUGUCUCGUGGUUCAAAGGCUUUGAGGCAUGUUUUAAAAUCCUGUAAUGAGACUCUGAGCCAAUGGUACGUUCUGGAGAAUUAUGUGAAUAAAUGCUGGCUUCUGUGGACUCUGAUAGAAUCAGCUGAAGAUAAAAUUUCCAAUCUCCUUGGUACCGAAAUUACUAGCGCGAAUGGAACUGUCCCCGUGCCACCAUCGGUCAGCUAUUCCAGUUGGAUAGAAUACAAAGUUCCCGAUCUUCUGAAGAGGUGGGCAGAAGACACAUGUUUACACAAUACGGAAAGCUCUGAAUUGAUGGGCGAGGUGAGUAUGCGGCCUAGUCGAAAAGUAAGCACAAAUCGCCGGUACAGAUACGACCAGAGCAAAAGCUCGUCAAUGGUUGAUCCCAAAACCUAUUUGCAGAGAAAAUAUUAUGAGGCACUCUUCUCACUUCGCAUACCGUUGGCCUACUUUGUGAAAUCGAACCUCGUGAGGACUAAACUUUUGAGUCAAGGUCCCGACAAAAGUGACCAUCUCCCUUAUCAGAUGCACCUGGCAGAUUUAACGUUGGAUAUCGAGAACUUUGAUAAAAGACAGAGCGAGGGUUUAUUAGUGACUGAUUUACUUUCAGAGGUGGCCUCGGAAAUUCGCAUCAACUGCUUGAAUAAGCUCGAAAAUUUGAUAAAAUCGGGCGUCCCAACUGUGAUAUCGGACUUACUGCUGGUCUUUAAAGUUCGGGAAAUUAAAUUACAGAUCAUUCUUCUGCUCGAGUUGAUCGCUUUGAAUGGUCUUGACUCAAAGCUAGACAACUUCGAAGUAAAAUAUAAGACGAAGCUAAAAAAACGCGUCAAGAAGGUUGCUAGAGCAGGCUUAUCUUCUCGUUACAAGAAGAAAGACGUCAAAGCCCAUACAAAUACACAGCAGCUGGAUUAUUGCGAAAAGCUUGAUGUGUAUGUGGAUAAACUUUGCAUCAUCGACGCAAUGUUGCUUACCGAUGUCUCUCUUCAAAAAAACUCACCGGCGAAAAUUGUUACACCUGAUAGUGCAAUGCACUCAAGUCGAGAACUUAAAAAAAACAUGCUCGACCCCGAGAAAGAAGCGUCGGCAUCAGGCUUUAUCACAUACGUGUUAAUACCUUACUUCAAAAAAAAAGCCCCGCAUGCAGUAGCGUUUGUAUCAAGAAAGUUGAAGGGACCUCAUUUUGAAGCCCUGUCAAGGACCGAGAGCAAACGAAGCCCGUUAAAUGCAGUCUCCGGGACCUCGAACCCCGACCUCGGUAAAAAGUCAGACCGUCCUGAUUCACCGGCUUCACAAGGUGACCUACCGGCCACUUUGCCGCUAAGCGUCGAACAAUUGCAUCCUCCGUCGAAAAUAUACAUGAGAGCGUCUUUACCACGUCGCCCAUCUAUUCUGAACUCUCGAAGCAACUCACAGCUAAGUGAAAUUCUUGACAUGGAGACAGGAAAUUCAAAAAAGUAUGGAUCAGUAACGCGAGGUAAUUCGGAUUUAUUUCUCAGCAAACUACAGAAACGUCAACUACCGGCCACAGAUUUGGCCUUCGAUAGCGAUGCUUUGAUCAGCCGAACUAAGUCAGACUUAGUCUUUCCCAGCGAGACGGAACCUGAACAUUCUCAGACUAAAAGGAAGACCUCGACGGCGACUUUUAUAAGAACAACGAGACGAAAAAUCGAACCUAAAAAGGUGGUUUUAAGCUCGGCUGAAAAAUUCAGCGUGCAAGUGGAAGCUACCCCGCAUGGGAAAAGACCGGGUUUCGAGGCCGAGCAUAUUCGGAAUCCUGCAAUCAUUGAGUCGCCAUUGGCUUCUCUAGCCAAAGCGUCACCACUAGUGGCUCAGGAAUCAAUGAAAGACGGAGCUCGUCUGACCACGCCCUCCAGAUCACAUUCUGAAGGUCGUUUACAAGUUCCGGCGAGCGAUGAAAAGAUCACAGUGCGUGAAUAUGGUUAUUCGAGACCUUUGCCAGUAGUGGUCAAGAAAAAAGUUCGCCGCCGCUUGUUUGCUCCCGAAUGA
Lachancea meyersii CBS 8951 is the source of this 2196-nucleotide messenger RNA. The record is from the annotation of a GenBank genome assembly. NCBI's taxonomy places the organism in Eukaryota, Fungi, Ascomycota, Saccharomycetes, Saccharomycetales, Saccharomycetaceae.